AUGUGCCCUCCCACACCCCAUGUGCCCUCUCACACCCCAUGUGCCCUCUCACACCCCAUGUGCCCUCUCACACCCCAUGUGCCCUCUCACACCCCAUGUGCCCUCUCACUCCCCAUGUGCCCUUUCACACCCCAUGUGCCCUCUCACACCCCAUGUGCCCUCUCACACCCCAUGUGCCCUCUCACACCCCGUUGCCAUGAUCUCUGUGCUCCCACCUGCACUGCCAGCUGCUCUCCACUCCAUUCUCUCCUGCCACUCGUUUCUUUCCAUCAGCCCCUCGUCUACAGCCUCUGGACAGCCGUCCUCUCUCCUCUGCAGCAUCCUCUGAUGCGGCUCCACUACAACAGCCUGAGUGGCACCAUUCCCGCCUCCAUUGCCCACCUCACCGCACUCACCAACCUGUGCGCCCAUUCUCCCUCCACCCCUCUCGCUCAUUCUCCCUCCACCCGCCUCUCUCCAAUUCUCCCUUCACCCACCUCUCUCCCACUCUCUCUCAAUCACUCACUCUCCCAUUCUCCCUCCACCACUCACUCUCCCAUUCUCCCUUCUCCAAUCACUCUCCCGUUCUCCCUUCACCCGCAUCUCUCACCAUUCUCCCUUCACCACUCCCUCUCCCAUUCUCCCUUCACCACUCCCUCUCCCAUUUUCCCUUCACUCGCCUCUCUCCCACACAUGAUUGUUCAGUCAGUCGGGAAGUAA
Molecule: messenger RNA, 699 nt
Organism: Closterium sp. Naga37s-1
Lineage: Eukaryota; Viridiplantae; Streptophyta; Zygnematophyceae; Desmidiales; Closteriaceae
Source: the annotation of a GenBank genome assembly